CUACAAAACGUGGAGGAGCAGAGCGUCUUCCCUAUCGCGCAGGAGAAUGUGUUGGCUUCUUCUCCCCGACGAACUGUGGAGGCGAAUUCUGGAGAUCGGAAUCGAGAGCAACGGUUUCAGUUACAAGGAUCUCUGCUGCGUCUCAAUCUCAUGCCGCCGCCUUCAUCGCCUCUCCUCGGAAGAACCUCUUUGGAACCGUCUUCUCUUCUCUGACUAUCCCCAAUCCCAAUCUCACCCUUCUUCUUCUUCUUCUUCUUCUUCUUCUAAAUCUCUUUACAGAUUAAGGUUUGAGAGAGACAAGGAGAGGAGAAUAGCUGCUCAUAGGAGGGCUGUGCUGAGAAAGGAAAGCCAGGUUGCCGAACAUUCCAGAAGGCUCAAAGAUAUGAAGACACGUCUCGCUCAAGAAACCACCAAAGCCACGCAAACUGCUCAAGACUUGUCCAAUUUGCGCAGGCUCAGACAAGCCUUUGUAGCUUUGAAUGUGUGGCAACCAGAGGUUGUCCGGGGUAGGCAAAAACAAAUGGUAGAGCAAAGUGUUGUGCCUGCUGAAUGUCGGAUACAUGCGCUUGAGAUGGAAUUCAAGCUUUGUAAGCAACAGAUUCUGGGAUUGGAGAAGUCCUAUAAAGAUGAAAAGCGCAGACUUGAUACUGCAAAAGAAGAGUUGGCAUCUAUGAAGUAUCACCCUGUACAGGAGCAUAAGCCCACAAGUGGAGGGGAGAAUGAACAUGUCAAGCGGAAGAAGUUGAAAAUAUGCAAUAGCUGAAGACGUUGCAUUGGAUGAUGAGCAAUGUUCUAGACAGAUGAAUUUUGCUGGUCUUUCUUCCAUUGAAACUGGGAAUUUGUUUCUGCCAUGAAGACUGACUGCACAAAUGAUUAGCAAUACCUGUUGAAAACUUGAAUAAGUUAAUAAAAAAAAGUCUUAAAAUCAUUAUGUGUAACUUAAGAGUUAAGAUGACUUAGUUGGUCACUCAGUUGUAGCCAGUGGACUUCGAGGAAACCUUGUAGUUUGAGGAAAGCAAAAAGCAUAUCAUAGGAGGGAGUACAUUAUGUAGUCAUUGUAAAUUUAUGUUUUGUUAGUCCUUUAUAUUCUGUUGUGCGUUGUACAAGUUCUUUUGUUGAAUUAUCCCCUUCACAUAGCCAUUUGUUGAUGUUUUAGUUAUUUGACUA
Glycine soja is the source of this 1167-nucleotide messenger RNA. RefSeq names its product F-box protein SKIP24. The record is from RefSeq and is a predicted model, not a curated record. Gene Ontology annotation, molecular function: protein binding. NCBI's taxonomy places the organism in Eukaryota, Viridiplantae, Streptophyta, Magnoliopsida, Fabales, Fabaceae. The transcript is spliced from 5 exons. Bases 47 to 763 code for a protein of 238 amino acids.